Lachancea fermentati is the source of this 669-nucleotide messenger RNA. Lineage: Eukaryota; Fungi; Ascomycota; Saccharomycetes; Saccharomycetales; Saccharomycetaceae. The record is from the annotation of a GenBank genome assembly.
AUGGAUUACUUCAAGAAAGCGAUAUGGGGACCUGAUCCUAAAGAGCAACACCGCAUGAUUCGCGGACUAAUAAGAAAAAACUCACGUACCUUAGAUAAAUCUCUUAGAGAGCUUAAUGCAUUGCAGUCCAAGACGCAAGGGUUGAUAAAGCGGUCUGCUAAACAGAAUGAUACCAGGGCUGUGCGCAUCUAUGCAAAAGAGUUGUAUCAAAUCAACAAGCAGUAUAAGAGGAUGUAUACCUCGAAAGCCCAACUACAAUCUGUUGGGAUGAAGAUAGACGAAGCAUUCAGAAUGAAGAACUUACAAGAAAACAUGGCAUCUUCGGCUGUUUUAAUGCGUGAAGUGAAUUCAUUGGUAAGGCUACCGCAACUUCAGUCAACUAUGAUGGAAUUGGAGAAGGAGCUCAUGAAAAGCGGUAUUAUUAGCGAAAUGAUGGAUGAUACUUUAGAAAUGACCACCGAAGACGAAGAGAUGGAAGAAGAAGUGGAAGAGGAGGUUAACAAAAUUGUCGAGCAGUACACGCACCAAAAGCUCGACCAGAUCAAUCAUAUUCCCACUGCGGAACUACCCACGCAAGAAGAGCAAAUCGUUCCUGAGGAGAAAAUUGACGACGAAGCUGAUAAUAUGCUAAAUGAAAUGAGGGAGCGUUUGAAAGCUUUACAGAAUUAG